Molecule: messenger RNA, 2812 nt
Organism: Acipenser ruthenus (sterlet)
Lineage: Eukaryota; Metazoa; Chordata; Actinopteri; Acipenseriformes; Acipenseridae
Exons: 13
Coding region: 24-896 (290 amino acids)
Source: RefSeq, a predicted model, not a curated record
ACCACCUUAACCAGCAUGAGAACAUGUUUCUUUUUGCAGCGCUGCUCAUACUGAACAUUGCCAUGGAUAAAGUGGAAUCCAAUUCUACAGGUGUUUUCCAUGCCCUGGAUAUUAUUACAAUGAAUGAAAAAGUAUUGAAAGGAGCUAAUGUGUCAUUUCAUUGUCGGUUUCCUAAUGAAGAGAAACUUAACUUAACUGAAUACACCUUCUAUCUAUGUAAAGAUGGAACGUGCAUUGCAAUGAGAAAGUGGGGAGGAGAAUCUGGGGUGACUUUUAGCAUUAAAAAUGUAACCAGGUAUGAUAGUGGAAACUACAGCUGUGUGUACUCAGAGCAGAAGAGAGCACUAGAAGAGGUGACAGUGCCAAUGCGAACCCCUAUAAUCUUCCUUCAGAUACUUGAUAAUGGUAAUGACGGCAUGAAAUGGAAAACAACAAAAACAGUUCCUAACUUUGUAGUUGUCAGUGUGCUGUGUACACUUGGAUCCAUUGCUGUGCUGUCGGUGGCAAUGGCACUGCUGAUCACCCUAUUCAAACGCAUGAAAACCCUGAAGAUGGAACCAGCUACAGUAUCUACACCAGAAACCCCCAGUGAGGCUGGUACCAGCUCCGCAGUGGAUCUGAAUAAGAGAAGGCAAAGACAAGAAAUGAAGGCUGAAAACCGGGACGAUCCAAGAUUUCCUGUAAUGUCUGAAAAUAUGAUUUAUGAAGAGGGAACAAGCAUGCUGUACCAUCUGGAAAAUGUUGCAGAGGUUACCCAAACACAAGCGAGCACACAGCCAGCUGUUGAAGAUUAUGCAGAGCUACAGUGUUUUCCAGGAAAUUCCAGAGAGGCAAACAUAGAGGACUGUUACUGGACUGUAAUGACUCCUCAGAAGAAAGGGAGAGAGAAGGUUUAACUCAUCUGCCUGCUGACAACAUCAUAACAUUGUGAUACUCUUGACCAGUGAAACCCAGUUCCUUGUUGAGGCAUUCAAUGCACAAUGGAUUAUUUCUACUCAAACUCAACUCUUAGUACCAAAUUUGAUGUGGAAUGUAAAGAUAAUCGGGCUGGGCUUCUAUUCUGGGCAGUUCUGGAGGCUCUAACUGCCAUUCUGGGUUUGCCAGCCAAUGUGAUAGUGCUGUGGAUUUUACUGAGGAAACAAACUGCCCUCUCCUCUUCUGAGGUGUUCAUAAUUAACCUGACUGUCAUGGAUGCUUUGUUUUGCCUCAAUGCACCCGUUGAUUUAUAUAAUUAUUACUUUCUGAAGAAUACAAUUGUUUACACAGUAACAGAUAUGAUGUGUAAUUUGAACCUGAUAGGAGCUCCUCUGUUCCUUUGUUGUAUUUGUGUGGAGCGUUACAUGGCGGUGGUGCAUCCAGUCACCUACCUGGGGUUCAAGUCGCUCACCUAUAGAGCGGUGUGCUCUGCUGUGGCUUGGGCUAUUACUAUUGCCUUCUCCAUCUCUCUAGGUCUAGCAACCUAUGAAAUGUGUGCAUAUGUUGUCUCAGGUUACAGCUGUGCCAUAUUUAUUGUCAUGAUAUUCUGUAGCAUCUCCAUCCUGAGGGUCCUGAGGAAGUCGACACCAGGGAAAGACGAGAUCCAUCCCAUGAUGAAGAAAGCCUUCCAGAUGGUUUUUACCAUUUUAAUGAUUGUGUUAAUUUCCUUUUUCCCAGCAGUAGGCAUGGUCCCAUUUGAACCCUAUUUCAAUGAGACUACAUUUAAAUGUUAUAUAAUGCCAGUAUGCUAUUCUUUUUUUACCCCCAGUAGCUGCAUACAGCCUUUGCUCUACCUGGCUCAUGCGGGUGCAUUGUCUUGUGGGUAGUUUCCAUGCAAUGGAGGGUGCUGUAUAGCACUGAGCCCCACUCCAUGAAGUCAACAGAAAACAUGUUCCAUUUAGAGCAAGUAGCUUCUAAUUAGAUGUUUCUGUCCUUUUAACCAUUACGAUGUUUUCAAUAGAGAAUUUGUGCUGUAAAUUUCAAACAGCUACAAGCACCUCAAUCAAGAAAUACACCAACAUCAAUGAAAUUCAUUAUUUAAGAAUUGGCACUGAGGCCAACUCAAAGCAAUUGCAAACAUCAUUACAAGUUUGAAAUGUCAUGUUACGCUAAUUGCUCUAACUGUUUAAUGCUACUCUUUAUUGGCUGAUUUCACUAUAAGGUGGUGUAAUUAUAUUACACCACCUUAUAAUAACUUCAGGGAGUUUUAUUGUGUAAAUAAUUUCAUUCUGUCAGUUGGCUUAGUCUCCAAAUCAAAGCUUCACUACAUUUUAGUAUAUACUAUGCAUAUUUUACUUUGUAUAAAUGCCAUUAAGAAUUGCAAAUCAGAUUUUUCUAGGGUGAAAAUACUAGGAUGUUCAAAUUAUUUUUAGUAAAAUAUACCAUUUUAAAUACUCAUGAUUGAUUUAUAUUGUUGAAUAUAAUUUUAGAUGUUUUUUUUUUUUAACAAGGGAACUUGAUUGAUUAUAGCUGUAAAGCACAUGUGUUAUUAAUGUCUAUACUUAAUGUUUAUCCAAAACAAUUCUAAAAGAGACUUCUUGUAAGUUCUAUUGUAGGUAUGGUAAGGUCCACAGUCACAAGGACACACUUUGAAAUCUGUAAUUAAGAACUUUAAAUAUUAUAGAAUGACAGCUUGUUGGUCAAUUUUAGUAAUGGCAUUGCCUGUCUGGUUAUAGAAUACCGAAUCCAUUGGAGAGACUGAUGCUAAAAUGUUAAAUAAUAUGUUUACAUGAGAAUUGUUGGAUAUAUUUAUAAAUGCAUAUUAAUGGAUUUUCAAAGUUAAAAGUGAAUAAAGAAUGAUAACUUACAGUAAAUCACACAAGCACUUGAGCGUUUG